CUGCUGAGCUUGAUUAACAAGCAGAUCGCAAGUUAAGAAUUACAAUCAAAAGUGGUGAACGCACAUACAAACAUAUAUAGGGCGUCUGGCAUUUUCCAACAAUGCAAAUCAUUUUUCAUGAAAACUGCGCGUACGUGUGUAAAUCGAAUUUUUGAAUGAAGUGACAUUGAUGUGAUUUUGCGCAACGGUAAAACAUACAUAAAUCGCAUCCGCUGCUGUCAAGUAAUGUGUAACUAAGUAAACUCACUUACUUAGACGAACGAGCACACUUUACAGCACUUCUGCAAAUACGCUUAUGAGCGAAGGUAGAGUAGAAAAAAAAACAGUGCGUCAAUAAAGUGUUAAAUCGUUUAAGUACUGUUUAUAUUGGCGUGGCACGUGCUUUCCCUGCUUUACAUACUGCCUCACACCGUGGCCCGCAGCACUUGAAUGUGUGAUGUUGCCGACGACAGCAUUUCGCCGCCGCAAUGGCUACGAGGAUCUGGACAAGUGCAAUCAAUCAUUAGAGGAAUAUCUGCCGAACGUCCUUGUACGCGCCGAGGGUCAAACAACACGGGCAGCGGCGCCAACGCAGUUUGGUCAACAAAAGCAGCAGACCACUCGUAUUUUCUCAAUCUCAGAUACGGCAUUAAAUGUAACGCCACCGAAAAAUUCCAACACGCCGGCAGCACCUUUAAGCAGCCUGUCCCAACAGCAAUCAACGUCGCACGCUUCACAUAAUCAAUCUACGCUCAGUCUCAAUAAUGGCAUUAGCCUCGGCUCCAUCGUGUUGUUGCCUGGUCCCUCAUGUACGCCAAGUUAUGCCAACCUGAACCACGAGUCCUAUGCUACUAUGUGUGGCAGUGGUGUCGCCAAAAAGUGCGGCAACUCCUAUAUGCGCAAGGAAAAUUUGCGUUUAUUUUGCUUCGCACUCUUUUAUUGUGUGUACUUAGCAAUCGGUAGUGUUUGCUUUCAAAUUGCCGAAACGCCGAUGGAGGAGUCAUUGCGUAGCGCUGUGUGGCAACAACGCACCGAAUUCCUGCUGAAGUAUCCACAAAUAUUGGAUGAAGACCUCGAAGAGUUCCUCGAAGCCGUGAUAACAGCCAACGAUCGAGGCAUAUCACCGUUACGCAAUGCAACAAAUGAAAUGAACUGGAGCUUUGGUCAGGCAUUCUUCUUCUCAAGCACCGUGAUAACAACAAUCGGAUAUGGUCAUGUAACGCCACUUAGCCAAACGGGGAAAAUAUUUUGCAUAAUUUAUGCGGCCAUUGGUAUACCACUCACGUUGGUGCUAUUGAGUGCGAUGGUGGAGCGGCUGUUGGUGCCGGCAAGCUGGUUGUUGGGCACUUUGAAUUCGAAAUUGGGUCAUCUCUAUCAGCCCUUCAACAUACGACUACUGCAUCUAAGCAUUGUGGCUACGCUUGUUAUCGUCUUAUUCUUUGCUAUACCAACCGCAGUUUUUGCUUUCAUUGAACCCGCCUGGGGUGCUUUGGACGCUUUCUACUAUUGUUUCAUCUCAUUGACAACUAUUGGCUUAGGUGAUUAUAUACCUGGCGAAGGUGUGACCAUUGGCAAUCGUUCCAUGUACAAAAUAUUUAUAAGCGGUUAUUUGAUUUGUGGUCUCAUUGCAAUGAUGUUUGUGCUGACGAUCUUCUAUGAUAUACCACAACUCAAUCUGGGUCAACUGUUCACUGAAAGCACAAAUGGUGAAACGGAAAAGUUGCGCCUAUCCGGUAACAAUACAACCUGCUAUUCAGGCCCAUCCGGUCUGUAUAUGCCACAGCGUGAUGAGGAUACUAGGCGUGCCGUAGUUCGCAUACGUCCACACGGCGACGAUUCACCCAGUCCCGAUGAAGCACCAUCUUCGCUCAAUAGCGACAUAAGAGUGCCAUAAGCAGGCCCGCGACUAGGAGCAGCAUUUGCCGGAUGAAUUGAAGGUGAAGAUGGCGUUGUUGGAGGAACUACUGCUUACAUGUACGUAUAUAUCGUUGGCAAAACACUUGGCAUAUCCUCGAAACAACAUAAAAUAAUAAAAACCGUACUCGUAUCAUGCACUCAAGUAACCACUUUACAAAAGUACAUACAUAUGUAUGCAGUUUUAAGGUAAAUAAGGGAGCACAUGCCCGUUACCAAGCAUAUGCCAGCGGGCCGGUUACAAACACUCUAUGUACCAAUUGCCACUUUAAUUAAUUUUUUUUUUUUUUUUUAACAAAUGAAGCAUAAGCAAAGACAAAUCUUUUGAAUGUACAAAACGAACAGCAUACAAUACAAAAAAUACCUAUUUAAACUGCUCUACUCAAAAACUAUACUAUUUUAAGCAUUAAGUAAAAAAAACAUAGAAAAACUAUCAACUUCUUGGCAAAUGUCAUGAAACAUUGUAAAAAUACUGUAAAGCUAUCAAAAAAAAAAAAAAAGCAAAGUGUUGAGUGUUGCAUUAUUAGGCGGUAAUGUAAGGUGCAAUUAGUUGCAGGUCUACUUAUUUCUAACGGUAGUUUGUAGUUGUGCAAAAUUAUAAACAUACAUGUGUAUAAUAUUAAUUCAGCAUAAGUAUGUGCACUCUAGCAUACUGCGAGAGCGAGCUCAAAUGCCGAUCCUAUACAUGUAUACACAAUGGCUCUAUCGCAUAAUUGGACGGGAAUUUUUCUAACAUUAGAGGGCUUCAAAUAUAAAAAUAAUAAUGUGUAGUAUUUCGCUUUUAUUUACAAAAACACGAAAACAAUUAAAUUUUUUGUGCUCAACGAAUAAUCAGACAAGAGAAAAUAGCGCCACUAAAUACAUACAUAUAUAAAACAAAGGAGCUUAGUUGCAUAUCCCUUAUUAUCCAGAAAAGCUUGUAAUCACGUUGAAACAGAUUUGACCAAAUUUUGAUGUAGCGCUGACUCAAAGGAAUUCCAAACUAGCUAAUUCCUCCAACAAAUGUUCCAUUAAAUUGAGGUCAGGGUUCUGCGCUGGUGUUUGUAUUAUUUUGGGGUAGUUGUGUAUCAACCAAAGCCUUGCACCACUCGAUUUGUGCUUGCGGUCGUUGUCUUAGUUUUUUUUUUUUUUUUAAUUGACGUAGACAACUCUUACGCCUUUAUAGCGGACUUAACAUCAGCGCGCCAGUCGUUUCUUCUUUUCGCUGUUUGUCGAUUGUCUUAGUAGAGAAAGCAACAUUUUUCAUGCUACCCAAAUUCUCCGUACACAACUGCACUGGAAGUACAUGAUUCCAAAAGGCUUCGGAGUUUAAUAAAUACUCUUUUGCAUUUCGCAGCUUUUUGGUAUUAUUUGAAAAGCUAUUGAAAGUUUUUUUCUGGCAAUUCUACCAUAGUGGUCGUAUUUGUACGUAUUACGAACAAUAUUUAGGCAAAAAUCUUUUUUAUUUCGAAUAUUGAAAUAAUAUUUCAGUUAUUUUGCCGUUUUGAAAGGGUCUUUUGUGACUCUCUUUAGAAAGGACCCUCUUCUCGUACAGAUAAUGUCUUACAGUGACCUUCUCUGCUUCUUUGGCAAAUCUGAGCUCGUCGUAGAACCUCUUGAUCAUCAUGCACUGUGAAUAUACUUCUUCCUAUCAAUUCAGCGAUUUCACGCAUGGUUUUAUCUUCGCCAUUAAAUUUUAUUUUUGUUGCCUUACAAGAAAGUUUGCUUUCCUUUUAGAGCCAUUUUAAAAACAGCAGAAAAUUGAGUUAUUUAUGUUUUUCUAAGCAAAUUAAAUUAUCAUAAGGGAUAUUUGUUGUUUGAUAGAAUUAUGAAGUGUAAAUAAAAGCGAAAACAACACAUUCUUCUCUUUUGUUUUUAUGUUUGGAGAAUAUUAAUAUUAGACUCCAGUCUGAUUAUGCAAGGGAGCCACAGUACGUACAUGCAGUGGGACGUGAAAGUCUGCAAAUGACAAAUUUUUAUAUUUUAUCUUUUUAGUUGGUCAUUAUAGUUUUCGUUUAUAUUUUAUUUUAUUUAAGUCGAUAAUAUUUUUAUGGUAAUAUAGUAAUCCAAACUAUCAAAUAAGUGCUCAUAUUGAAAUAAUACAAAGAACAUGCAUGUUUAUAUAAGGUCUAGUAAACAUUAAUGCUUAAAAUUAAAGGAUGUAUUUGGCAUAGUUAGAAAGAUCCGAUCAAUUAAAACCCGCUUUGGAAAGAACUUUCAUAAUGCGACUCUCAUAGCAACCAUCGUCCCAAAGACAAAAAACUGGGACAGUCGAUUUUCACCAUCAAAUCCAUUCGUUCGUUUUCAGCCACUGUAUAUUUUAAUGACUAUUUAAACUUUGAUUUAGAAAAGACAUAGCUUCAAAAUGCUUCUGAUUUUCAAAUAAUAAAUAUUAAAAACACUUCAUUUAUAUUAAUUUUUUUCAUUUUAUCCACACCAAAAAGCGUGUAUUGUGUGGCACUAAUUGUAAAAUUGGAAAAUUAUUACAAAUCUACAGAAUUUAUAAAAACUAGAAACAAAAUGGCUAAAGUUUUUUAUUAAAACCCAUUCCCAUUCGAAAUGCCGCUAAAAGAUUGACUUUACGUAAUAUGAGCGCUGUUUCAACCAGAGAAUUUCAUAUUGACAUUUGAUUAUUUUUGUAUGAGUCCUUUUAUGAAAUUUUGUUAAAACUUUAGUAAUGUUUUAAUUAAGGAACUAAAAGAACUUUGUAUGUAUUUAUGAUGUUUUCAUUGUAAUAUAGUUAUUGAAAAGCGUACAUAUACUUCUGCGUUAUCAUACAUAGACGUACAUGAAUAUAUAUGAAACACACAUUUUUUAUAUUUAAUUAGGGAUUAUUUAUAUAGUAUAAUAUACCAUAUGUAUAUUAGAAUGAAUGGCCCGCAGAUAAUGGACAAUGCUUUAUUCGAGACAUAUUUAAGGAAUAUUCUAUGACGACAACAACAAUAAACACAAUAUCAAUUUAAUAAAUAUUCGUAUGUAGUUUACUUUAUAAGAAUAAAUAAAACGAAGUGAAAUGUAAUAAUAAAAGUAUAUAAUGAUCAUAAAUGAUAUGAAGAGAAUACUUCGGGCCUUCCCAUUAAACAAAAUGAUAGUGAAUUGUAUUUGUUCCGUUCCAAAAAAUGUUAAAACGUACCAUAAAUGAAACCUAAAAUGCGGAUGGGUCAAUAAUUUUAAAUAAUAAACUAUAUUUUAUAAAUAAUAUAUGACACACAAAGCUAAAAAAGACCAAAUAAAAUGUGUGAAGUAAGCAUACUAUUGAAUGAAUUUAUAUUCAAAAUGUUUGUUACAUUCAACGAUUAUUGGAAGGGCCCAUAGUAUUUCAUAAACAUAUGUAUGUUUGCUGAACCUUUUAUGUACCUACAAUAUAAAUUCUAUUAUACAAGUAAUUUACAAGUAUACAUAAGUAAGCACAUUUUAGUAACCAUACACUUUUUCGCAGUAUAAAAUAAAAAAAAAAAUUAUUCAGUAAUGUCUGAGCACGAUCAUCUAUAUAUUAUUCAUACAUUUCUAAGUUCACAAAAAAUAAACAAAUAAAGAAAUCACUAUCAGAGCAGUAGUCAGUUGUAUAAACCCAAUUUUAGUUUAUACGUAUAGAAAAUAUAUGUUUAAUUAUUAUAUAAGCAUAUGUUACAAAAGCUGAAAUAUUUGUAAAUUGCUGCAAGCACUUACAUUCGCUAAAAGAGUUACAAAUUCACACAUAUAAUAUAUAACCAACAUAUUGUAAGUAAGUACAUUAGAGCGCAUCUAUAAGAUUUGAAAAGUGUUGCAAUAGAUAAAAUUGUUACAAAAGUAUAACUUGUCUAAAGUAUGUAAUCAUUUGACCAAAUAAAAUUAAUCAUGUGUAGUGUGAA
This is a messenger RNA of Bactrocera latifrons, 5723 nucleotides long. Its product is annotated as potassium channel subfamily K member 1-like. Lineage: Eukaryota; Metazoa; Arthropoda; Insecta; Diptera; Tephritidae. Gene Ontology annotation, cellular component: membrane. Gene Ontology annotation, molecular function: potassium ion leak channel activity. The coding region runs from base 437 to 1873 and encodes 478 amino acids. The transcript has 5 exons. The record is from RefSeq and is a predicted model, not a curated record. Gene Ontology annotation, biological process: potassium ion transmembrane transport; stabilization of membrane potential.